AUGAGAGGCCGGGCAUGAAGUGCAACCAAUGAUUAUGCAGGAGGAGAGGUGAUAAUGACUUCCUAUCAAGAGUUAACGGCCGAAGGGGAGAGUAGCAGAGGGCUACUCUUCACGGGCUGCUGCUGCCGAGCAAAAGAGGUCAUAAACCCGGACCUGGACGGCAGGACUCAUCCUGAACUCUGCAGUGAUGACGAGAGGAGACUGGAGGUGGAAGAAGUCGCUUCAGGAUUUAAUACUCCGCAUCCCCGGUACUUAACUCUCUCCAACAGUUCUUUGGACAGCCCUCCUCCUCCUCUUCCUCUUCCAGAGACUCUGGAGGGCUUCUCUCCACCGGCCUGCCCCCUCCACUCGUCCCGUGUCCCCUGGCGGUGCAGGUUGCAGCCUGGGCAGGGCUCUCCAGGACGCGGAUCAAACUGCGCGUCAGACGCGCUCCAAUCCGGUUUUGGCGCACUACUAACAGAGCAAAUUUACGCACGUAAUGGCCCCGAGAUGCACGUCGCCACGGGGAGUUCAGCUGGCUCGGACUGUAACGUGCAUGCUCAUGUGGAUGUAAGCAGGAAAACUUUUGAGUGGAUGAGAGUGAAGAGGAGUCAGCACCGGGAGGCCAGGAUGCACAUGACCUGUGGGUUCAGCAUUGUUGGCUCUGGCCUCGGUGCUGUGGAGGCUGCAACAAGCAGCAGCAGCAGCAGCAGCAGCAGCAUCAUGUGCACGGACGGCCAUGCCACGGUGAACGGCACCCCGAGGACCAGCUUCAGCACCAAGCAGCUGACCGAGCUGGAGAAGGAGUUCCACUUCAACAAGUACCUGACUCGAGCCAGGCGCGUGGAGGUGGCGGGUGCCCUGCAGCUCAGCGAGACGCAGGUGAAAGUUUGGUUUCAGAAUAGACGCAUGAAGCAGAAGAAAUUGCAGAGAGACGGGCUUUUACGCACAGACACUCUGGACACCUGCACCAUAUCUCCUGGACCGACCUCUCCAAAAAAACACCUGAACUCCUGAACCCUUUGCAUCAUCACAUGCACGAGCCCUGCAGAUGUUUUGAUUCCAAGUUUGCAUCGGUUUCAAUCAGGCAUCACCUUUAAUUUGCUUACACCGCGAUGGAUGAUUGUCUGUCGCAAAGAAGCGCAAUGGCAAAGUUUCUUCAUGCAAGAACGGGUCAAAACAAUUUGUCAUCCUCUCCUCCUCGGUUCCAGACUGGCGCUGAUUUGAAUAUUAAAAUUCAAAGUCAUCGCAUCGCGCUCUCUAUCUACACAAUGUAAACACGGAAACAAAAUUAUAUUAAUUGAGCAUAGAAAACUGCAGGCAGACUUAUUUGUUUAUUUAUUUUGUGCAAUUUAUCCCAGGAGCUGAUUUUACUUGAAUAUUUAUUCUGCAGGACACGUGUCUCCUAGUUUUGUUUAAAAUAAUCAUUAUUUGUAUUUUUUUUAUUUAAUAGUUUAUUCUAGACAGGAAACACAUUUGUUUUUACAAAUUAUUCCACAAGAUGUGCUUUCUCAAUCAAUUUUAUGGAGAUUUAUUUUUCUAUUUCUUUAAAAAGCUUUUUUUUUUUAUUUUUUUUUAUCUCUGACACAAAAAAGUCACCUGUUUUAGACAAAUCACAUCUUUAACAUUUAAUUAUCAGGCUAAUUUAGCAGAGCUCCAAAUGCUGCUUAUAAUGUUGUGUAUUUUAGUCCGCUUUUAGUUUUUUUUUUCCUCCACGGAAACAUUAAAACACCUAUAAUUAACUGAUGGAUUUAUUGACCGCUCGUAUUAAGCGUAUUGAUCCGUGGUGAUCCAUCUAUUAUGAGGCACAAAUCUGGGGGACUAUUUUGUGUGUCUGCAUGCAUCUGUAACUGCAUGUUAAUGGCAUGUAGAAACACGACGAUCGGGAGUUGUUGGCGUCUUUUUAUUACCGCCAUAUACAUGCAUCAGAAAAUGAUAAUUUAGCUUGAACACUCAUGCGGGAGAGCAGACAAUAACGUGCUGUCUGGGCUGUUUUGCAGAUCAACCAAUAAAUUUGCGCGUGGCCCCCAUGAUGCAGCAGCUCGAGGAGCUGCUAAAUAUUCCUUCCAGAUUCACAUCUCAUCUCAUAAAGUAAAUGAUCGUAUAAAGUCGGCCCCUUUAAACACUGUUAUGUUUUGCGAUGUGUUGCUGUCAUGUUAAUGUCUAUUCUAAUAUCAAGAUAUGAGGCCAUAAGCCGCAUUAAUGCCAUGUGGGGGAAUAUUUUUGUUUAGCUUUCAAUUAGUGGGUGUUUGCACAUGGAUGUUGAAGGAGUGGAUGUUAAUGACGACAACAAAAAGGAUUAAACUUAAAGCAGCUUAAAGGUGUCCUCUUAGAAAUAAAAAACGAGAAUUAAAAUGAAUUAAUUAGGUCCGUUUUAAACAUUUAACAGGUGUUCCUCGUUGGAAUUUGGUGCAAAUAGAAUAAUAUAAUUAUAAGAGAGUUGCAGCUCUGUAUGGCAGACAUGGAGCUAAUGUAUGCAGUUAAACCAGAGUUCACCUCUCACCUCUUGACCUUUGUGUUGCCUCGGGACAAGGAUGACCUCGGUCAGCAGCUCACACAGAGAAACAUGCACCAUUCAUUUCAGAUGACCUCCAAGUUUGAGCUUUCUCUUUUCUUUCGUAUUCUCUUUUUUUCCCCAACAAAUCGGGACGCUUUUGUUCUGGUGGUGGGUCUGUAUGUCCACACCAUAAUAUUUCAUCCAGCUGAAUAGAGGGGCGACUAGGCCAUAUGAUAAUUGUUCAUAUUAUAAUUCCAUACCAAGCCACAUAAUGCUUUUUUUUUUUUUUUUCUUCUACACCUAACCUAAUUUUUGCCCUAUCUCUUAUUUUAAUAAGCCCCAAAAAUAUGCUCCUGGCUCACUUUAUAAACUGGAUGAAAGAGUCUUUUCACCCAAUAGGUUUUUUGGAUAUAAACUACAGUCCUAUUUUUAAUAGCAAAGUUGAAAAAUUAAAGUUACUCGAACACUUAAUAUGAUUCCACGUCCGAGCCGGUACAAACAAAAUUUAGAACAACUAUUCAUAACCCCCUCGCUGCUUAUAUAUUUCAUGCAUAUCUGCUUGAAUAAUUUUGGAAGAAUUUACACAUUAAUCCCCUCGAAACAAUAUGUUUUAUAAUUUCCAUCUCAUUAAUAUCAACUUAAAUAUAGAGGUUCAAACUUAAAGGUCUGCAGAGGAGAAUGUGACAGUGCCAACAUUUUUAAAAGUUUUAUUUGUAAUUGAUACGAAUGAUUUUACAUGCAAGCUAUAGACUAAAAAUGUCUCGUGUCUGGUUUAUUUUAAAUUUGCAUUUAAACAAAAUACACACCAUUAAGGUCGCCUUUCUCUAAACAAAAUAGCACAAAGUGGAAUGAUUAACAAAACCAUCAAAUAUGUCUGUCUUCUUUUGAUGCAAAUAAGAGUGCACUUGUGAAGGUUGUGGGGAUGAUGAUGAGGACAAUGAUGAUGAAACAAUGUGCUCGUGAAUAUAAAAAUGCUCCCUCAUGUCCACAGUUCCAAUACUGAGAAGUGUGUUAUGGUUGACCUUAUUAGAAACUCUUUUAUCAUCUUGUGCAAAUAUGUUCCCUUGCCACAGGGGUUCAAGUUACAGGUUGAAAUGUGCACAGAGAGGAUGCUUGCAGCAGGUGUGCACUCUGACUUUUUUAAAAAAUCCAAACUUACUUCAUCAGAGUUUCUUUCUACUGUAUAAUAUAUUCACUUGGAAGUAUACAACAAUUUAAAAUAGCAGAGAAAUGUGUGGCGGGGAAAAAAGUUAAUGUGAGUUAUAGGGAUGAUGUGAAGGUGAAAAGAAGAGUUGAUUUAUUUUGGGUGAACUAUCACUUUAAUUUCAUUCCGUGGCAGCUUCAGCAUUUGCCUCUCAAUUGAUGAAAGGCGAACUGCAUUGUUUGUUCAGACCUGACAUUUAGUUCGAAAGCAUUUGAGUGUGACUCUACUCUGAUGAAUUUGUGCACUUCUGUAAUUCCUUCCUGAAGAUGUACGGUUGGUUCUUGAGACUGACAGCUGUGCUCUGCUUCCACACGAGCCAACACUUGGCAAAUGGAAGGAAAAUAAAACCAAAAUAACUCAGCUGAAAAUGUAUUACUAGUAACAGUGGUGACAUUGAACAAGUUGGACUUUUCUUCACCUUUAUUUUUCUUUUCCCUUCCUGUACAGCAAUAAUUUACUGAAAUGAAAUUCAUUCCAAAAUGUAUUUAACUCAUUCAUUUAAAUAAAUAAGAAACAUAUUUAUAAUGAAUUGCUCAAACAUUAAUUGUAAAAGUUACCUAUAUGUUUUUUUAUAAAACACACCAAUUGAGAUAUUAAACUAAAACAUGUAUUAGUUCAUCAUCAAUGAGGCUAUUGACCGUCUCCUAUAUUGUCGUCUAUUGCAAGUUAGCUGAUGUGUGCAGCUGUUACAAUCCUCCUGAGGAGCGCUGCGUGGCAUGAGCAAUGAGACGACAUAUGCGGCUUACAGCAUACCUUACACUACAUUUUAAAUUAACACAUGUAAGUGGGCUCCUUCUGAGCUCAUUGUAAUUAAUGCUAAGUUGACCUAAAAUUAACUUAAUGCAUAAUAUGCAUGUAAUAUCCUCACCGGUGCUCAGGGGAGUGAAAUCAAUUGAUCAAGUUAAGCUCUUUCUAACUCUAUGUGAAGCACUUAUAGAUAGCUCAGUUGUUGUUGUAAUUGCACAUCAUUUGAAUGCUCUCCUCCCUUUUUUUAGUUUUUCUGCUCGUCUGAUUUUACUGUUUUUCUUCAUUUGCAAAGACUUUCACGCACUAUUAGUCUUUUUGAUCGGGCUCACUCACAUAUUUGACUACCAAACAAUUUGUGCAUCAAGAAAGUUGACAUGAAGUGCACCUGUGUGUGUGUGUGCCUGUCCAUGUUUGGA
Molecule: messenger RNA, 4843 nt
Organism: Sebastes umbrosus (honeycomb rockfish)
Lineage: Eukaryota; Metazoa; Chordata; Actinopteri; Perciformes; Sebastidae
Gene: hoxc1a
Product: homeobox C1a
Biological process (GO): regulation of transcription by RNA polymerase II
Cellular component (GO): nucleus
Molecular function (GO): DNA-binding transcription factor activity, RNA polymerase II-specific; RNA polymerase II cis-regulatory region sequence-specific DNA binding
Source: RefSeq, a predicted model, not a curated record